AAUCUUUAUGCCCUAUUAUUCUCCCCCCUUUCUUCUCUCUUUUUCUUUUUUCUUCUUCUUCUCCUUUAUUAAAGUAUGAAAGAAGCAAGCCCUUUAAGACAAGUGUCUGGGCCUGUCUAUUCUACAGACCUCGAUGUUGUAUUUGAAGAAAAUGAUACACAUAGUUAUGGUUUGAACUUUUUACGAAACAAAAAUUACUCAACAAGACCUCGGGCUGGUACGAUGCCUUCUUUUGUUCAACCACCUGAACUUCAUCGCAACACAGCCUUGUUACUCAACACGAUGGAAGCAGGUCGUCAUCGUUCAGGUUCACUUAACUUACCUGACGCCCCUAUGCAUUCUUUUUGGUCUGCUCCAUUAUCUCCUUCUUCUGAACAGCUAAUACAAAACGACAAUGAUUUCUCUAUUGCUCGUACCAUGCGAUCCUUGGGCUUAGAGCAAGAAGAGACAAAAGAACAACAAGAAGAAAAAAAUGAGUCUCUAGGUUUAUUUCAUCAGGCAACACCGCCUGAGUUCUUAUUGCCGAGUCGAUCACUCUUAUCAGGUCAGAAUCGACAUCGAUCUUAUUCAGUGAAUGCCACUGCUCACUAUGAGUUACCAGUACCCACCAUGCCGAGUGCGCUUGAAGGAUUUAAUCGACAACAACAGAACCGUCCUCGGGCAUCAAGUAUGGGGCGUGCAGAUGGCGUACCGAGUACUUCUAUUUGGAAUCCUACGACCCGGUCUCCUUUAGUGUCCAUGACAGAAGAAGAAUACCCUACUUCUCUGUCUUUAGGUGAUUCAGAAUUAUUAGCCAAUAUGUUGCACCCACCUCAAGAAGACAUGGAAGAAUUAGUUGAGAAACCUUAUUUGCAUUAUAGCCAAUCGACACCCACCACCACACGGGAGACCCAUUUACUCAAUCAACAACAACAACAACAGCAACAACAACAAGUGAGUCGUUCACUCUGGGUUGGCAAUAUUGAUCCCUCUAUCACGAUUGAUCUAUUGACCCAAGUGUUUUCUAGUUUUGGUCCUAUUGAAAGUGUACGUUUGUUGGUUGAAAAGGAAUGUGGAUUUGUGAAUUUUUUUCAGUUGGAAGAUGCAAUCCGAGCCAAAGAAGAAGUCUUGGGGCGUAUGGGAGGUCGUAUUGGGUCAUGUAUUGUUCGUAUCGGGUUUGGUAAAGCAGAUGCAGCCACGACAGAGACCAACGUAUUACAGCCUACGCGUGCUUUAUGGUUGGGCAAUAUACCGAGCCAUACAACACCUUCUUGUCUCCAGACAGUCUUUUCUCGAUUUGGUCUGAUCGAAUCGGUACGUGUCUUGUCGCAUAAAAAUUGCGGCUUUAUCAAUUUCGAAAAAGUGGCCUGUGCUAUCAAGGCCAAAGAUGCUGUGUUGGCGAAUGAGAUAGAAGGGUUUGGAGGUACGCGUGUAGGGUUUGCUAAAAUACCACCUCCUCUUCAGCAGGAAGACAAUCGACCUGAAGAAAUGAUAGAUACAAUCAUGACAUGGCAACAUGAAUUAGCUGAUAUCAUGAUAUCCCUGGGUGUAGAUCAACCAACUGCAUUUUAUUUUGUUCAAGAUUUACGUAUGCACCAUACUUAUUUUGAUGCCAUACCUGCUGUACCUGAGCUGAGCACACAUCGAAAAUUAGAUGCUGGACGCCUUCGUGAGAUGCGUAAACGAAUGGACCAUGCUACAGAUAAACAAAAAGAAGCAGAAACCAUUGCCUACGAAUGCUUGGACGAUAUAGCUGAAAUCAGUAGUGACUACAUUGGUAACACAGUCGUACAACGUUUAUUUGAGAAAUGUACAGAAGAAACAAAGACAAGCAUGUUAGAACGUAUUGCACCUCAUUUGGCAGCCAUCAGUGUCCAUAAGAACGGUACAUGGGCUACACAAAAAAUCAUUGACCUUGCCAAGACACCAGCACAAAUUCGGUUGAUUCGUCAAUACUUGCAACCGUAUGUGCCUCCAUUAUUGUUGGAUCAGUUUGGUAAUUAUGCAGUUCAGUGCUUUUUACGCCUGGGUGAUUUCGAACAAGCACAGUUUAUUUUUGAUGCGAUGGUUGAGAAAUUGAUGCCGAUUGCUCAAGGAAGAUUUGGUGCUAGAUCCAUGCGUGGUAUACUAGAAAGUGACUCUAUGACAAACCAACAAAAGCUCUUUGUGGCUGCUUCACUCUGUCAACAUGCUGUGGCUUUGUCUACCAAUGCCAACAGUGCUUUGCUUUUGACUUGGUUGAUUGAGUCCACAGAGAUUGAAGGUCGUUGCAAGACAAUGGCAUCUCGACUCAUACCUCAUCUAUCUCAACUUUGUAUUCAUAAAAUAGCGUCUCAAGUCAUCUACAAACUGAUCAACCAAACCACAGAACCUGAAGCACAACAAUUGAUCGUACAAGAAUUACUAGACAAUGAUCAGACAUUGAAUGAUAUCUUAUCAGAUCAAGUCCGUGGUUUGACCUUUAUUCAGAAAGUAGUUGUCUGUCCUGCCCUUUUGUCACCUACUCGACAAGCCAUGUCUAAGAAAGUAUGCUCAGCACUCCAAACACUGCAUGGUCCAGGACAUAAAAAACUCUUGGGACUCUUGUUAGAGUCAAGCCAAGAGGAUUAAUACCCUUGUUUCCUUGAUGGAAAUAUCGUUUUUUAUAUAUAUAUAUAUAUAUACAUUUCCAGAAAUUGUUGUCGCACCAAGAUGUCGCAUUUUAUAUAUUUUGCAC
This is a messenger RNA of Gilbertella persicaria, 2695 nucleotides long. RefSeq names its product armadillo-type protein. Lineage: Eukaryota; Fungi; Mucoromycota; Mucoromycetes; Mucorales; Choanephoraceae. Gene Ontology annotation, molecular function: RNA binding. The transcript is spliced from 7 exons. The record is from RefSeq and is a predicted model, not a curated record. The coding region runs from base 76 to 2589 and encodes 837 amino acids.